This is a messenger RNA of Pistacia vera, 1473 nucleotides long. RefSeq names its product putative disease resistance protein RGA3. The transcript has a single exon. Gene Ontology annotation, biological process: defense response to other organism. Lineage: Eukaryota; Viridiplantae; Streptophyta; Magnoliopsida; Sapindales; Anacardiaceae. The record is from RefSeq and is a predicted model, not a curated record. Gene Ontology annotation, molecular function: ADP binding. Bases 1 to 1473 code for a protein of 490 amino acids.
AUGGCAGAAGGAACUCUGUUUGACAUUGCGGAGAAUAUCCUAAAGCAGUUGGGAUCAUUGGCUGUCCAUGAAAUCGGAUUGGCAAUGAGUGUUGAAGAUGAUAUUAGCCAACUCAAGGACAUUGUGAGCACUAUCCAAGGGAUACUUCUUGAUGCUGAGGAGCAGCAGAGCAAGAAGAAUAAUGAGGUGACAGCUUGGCUUCAUAGGCUCAAAGAUGCAUUUUAUGAUGCAGAUGACUUGCUAGAUCAUUACUACACUCAAUUUCAAAAACAAAAGGUGAUGACUGCCAAUAAAAUGGCAAAAAAGGUACGAACCUGCUUCUCUAAGUCUAAUAAUUGUGCAUUUAGUUUUAAGAUGGCUCAUAGAAUAAAGAAAAUUAAGGAGAGACUGGAGAGUAUUUACAAUGCAAGACCACCUUACCUUAACAAACGCCUUGUUGAUGAAAAAGGAGUAGUGAAUUUCGAAAGGGAAACACACUCUUUUGUACAUAUAGAAAAGGUUAUUGGGAGAGGUGAUGAGAAAAAUAAUCUUACGCAACUGCUAUUGGGCUCAAAUGAUGAUGAGAAUGUUUCGGUUAUUUCCAUAUAUGGGUUUGGAGGAUUAGGAAAGACCACACUUGCUCAGCUUGUAUACAACGAUAUAAAUGUCAUAAGAUAUCUUAAAUUAAGGAUGUGGGUGUGUGUGUCUAACGAAUUUAAUGUGAAAUUGAUUGUAGAAAAGAUCAUAAAAUCUAUAACUGAUAAGGAACCUGAAAAGCUUGAACUAGAUCAAUCACAAAAACACCUUCGCAAAGAAAUUGAGGGUAAAAUAUUUUUACUUGUCUUGGAUGACGUAUGGAAUGAGAAUCCCAAUAAAUGGGACCAAUUAAAAAAUUUGUUGUUGAAUGGUGCAAGAGGAAGUAAAAUAUUAGUCACUACACGUAUUGAGCAAGUUGCUAAGAUUACUAGUAAACAUUCGAAUCAUAUCUAUCUCUUAAGAGAGCUAUCUAAAGACAAGUCUUGGUUCUUAUUUAAGCAAAUAGCCUUUGAAUAUGGGAUAGAGCCAAAAGAUUCGAUACUAGUAGAGAUUGGAAAGGAGAUUGUAGCAAAGUGUGGAGGAGUUCCUCUUGUUAUAGUGACGAUAGCACACCUACUUUAUGGUAAUAAUAAGGAAGAUGAUUGGUUACAGUUCAAGGAUAAUGAAAUGUCAAAAAUAAUUCAAAAGGAAAGUGAUAUUUUACCUAUACUCAAGCUUAGUUAUGAUCAUCUUCCCUCACACUUGAAGCAAUGUUUUGCCUAUUGUGCAUUGUUUCCCAAAGAUUAUAAGAUUGAGAAGCAAAAUCUUAUUCAUCUUUGGAUGGCGCAAGGCUUUCUUCAAGGAUCAAACAAGAAGGAAUUUCUAGAAGAUAUUGGUAAUAAGUAUUUUACGGCCUUACUUUUAAGAUCAUUUUUCCAAGAUCCAGAAUAUGAUGAAUGGGGCAAUGUAAUUGCAUGA